GCUCACCUCCAGUGACGUUUAGUGAGCUCACAACGCUGUGUCUUCCAUUUCUAAUCGGCAAUGUCAGAGACGCUUUCACCAGAGGAAAACGCAUCCGUUCUUUCACUAGCGGAAAAACAUUUUUCUGGAAAUGAAGAUCGUGAGGUGGCAGCAGCUAAAAGCUAAAGCGCGUGACACAUAGAGAAGCAGAGAGCAGAAGGGGAGGCUCGUGCUGCCACCGCAGAGCAUCCUUUCCCCACAAACAUCUCUGUCACAGCCACGUCCUCACAUAAGCCGUGUGCCCUCUGACGCCUUUAUUCUCGGGCCCGUUUACUGAGUGGUGAGCACGCGCUGGCCCUGCUCUGGAGUCUGGGGGCUCCGUAGUGAAACAACAAAAAACAGCCCCUCCCGCCCCCCCAAAAAAAUCCCUGCUUUCAUGGAGCAUGCAUUCCAGAGGGAAAUCAGAUCAAACAAGAAGUAAAUAAACAGCACGUUCAGUAGUUUAAUGACGCAUGAGGGAGGCGUGCCCUGGGCAGAGGAACAGCAGGUGCGUGGGCUGUGAGCAGAAGCCACUUCUGUCCCUUCUGGAUCACAGCCAGGCCCGCGGCGGGGCAGGGGAAAAUGGGAGAUGAGAGGAGACAGGGAGACCUUCGCACAACCUUGUCCUCAUGAAGCUGGGCUCCUGCUCGGACGGGAGGGGUUGGGGCAGGAGACCUGGCAGGUGCAGGCUGUAGACAGGAAUGUGGAAAUCAUCAGUGUGUCCGUGCAUUUCAACAUCAAAGACCAAGUGAGAUUGCCCACGGGGAGUGUCAGCCGAGCCCCGCUGGGAUGUUUAGAGGUGGGCAGAGGAGGGGGAGUCUGCAAAAAAGAAGAAACGAUGCUCUGAAAGUCCGAGAGCAGACAGCUCCUCAAGGACAGGAGGGCACAUGUGUGUGAUGCCUGACAGUUGCCCCGUUUGCUUCCCAGCUGGUGCUGAUCCCUCCCCUUCAGGUGGGAAAGUGACAAUGGUCAGGAAUUUAAAACUUCUUCUUUGGAAGAAUUUCAUCUUGAAGAAGCGGAAGACUCUGAUAACAGUGCUUGAAAUCCUAAUGCCGCUACUCUUCUCCAUGAUCAUCAUGUACCUGCGUUUAAACAGUUUGCCUAAGAAAAUACCUCCUGUCAACUAUCCGGCCAUCAAUAUCAGUUUACUGCCAGCCUUCCUCUAUUUUCCUACUUACACCAGAUACCAACUAGUGUAUGUCUCUUCCAAAAGCGAAACGUUGAAGACUAUCACUGAAGCGGUGGGGAAAUCCUUUGACGUUGAGUUUGAAGUCCUAGGCCAUUCUUCAGUGCCUUUGUUUGAAAAUUACAUACUCCAGGAUCCCAAAGCCGUCUUCGUGUUGGCUGGAAUUGUCUUCGAUCACACCUUCAAUGACAGCAAGCAACCCCUGCCACUGAAGGUUAAGUACCGCCUGCGCUUCAGCUACACGCAGAGGAACUCCUUAAUCGCGCAGCUGACCUCCAAACAAGAUUAUGUGGACAGCUGGGGCACAUCCUUCCUCUACCCUCCCAACCCAAGCCAAGAGCCCCGGGCCUUAGGGCAUUCGGACGGCGGACUCCCUGGAUACAGCAACGAAGGCUUCCUGGCCAUCCAGCAUGUGCUGGACAAGGCCAUCAUGCACUACCAUGCCCACAACGGGACGACCGAGAUGUUUGAGGGCCUGAGUGUGCUUGUGAAGAGGUUCCCCCACGGAGCCCACGUCCAGGACGGGCUCCUGGUGACCCUUCAGAACGAGUUCCCUCUUCUACUCAUGCUCAGCUUCAUCUGCAUCGAGCUCAUCAUCAUCAAUUCCGUUGCCCUGGAGAAGGAGAAAAAACUGAAGGAGUACAUGUGCAUGAUGGGAGUGGACAACUGGCAACACUGGGCUGCCUGGUUCAUCGUGUUCUUCGUCUCGGCCCUCCUCGCCGUUUCUUUCAUGACCGUCCUCUUCUGCACACAGGUGAACAGUGUGGCGGUGUUCAGGAACAGCGACCCUAGCUUGAUAUUUGUUUUCCUACUGUCUUUUGCCACGGCCACUGUUUUCUUUGCAUUCAUGAUCAGCACAUUCUUCCAAAAAGCCCACGUAGCCACUGCCUCGGGAGGAAUCAUCUUCUUCCUCACCUACCUCCCAUACCUGUACCUCACUUUCAGCUACUCCCAGAGGACCCACUUCCAAAAGAUUGGCUUUUGCCUGCUCUCGAAUGUCGCCAUGGCACUGGGAGUGCGAUUUAUCUCCAUAUUUGAGAUAAGAGGUGAGUCCCACCUUUCUCCAAGGGACGCUGCCUCAAUGCCCUGUCACCGCUGCACCCCAGACAUCAACUCUGCAGGCCUGCGGGCGGCGGGAGCGGGACGUCCUGCCGUCCGGGUGCUGACUGCGGCCCUUUCUCCGGGCGGGCACAGGCCUGCAGUGGAAGAACGUGGGCGGCUUCAGGUGCUGCUGAUGCUUCUGCUGGACUCCAUCUUGUACGGCGCGGUGGCCGGGUACGUGGAGGCCGUCCUCCCGGGCGAGCAUGGCGGGCCCAAGCCCUGGUACUUCUUCGUCACACCAUCCCACUGGCGUGGACAGCCCGUGCCCCUCACGCGGUCGGUGCUCCACGUGGCGGAUCCGGACAACUCUCCAAAGAGCCAGUUGAUUCAGGAAGAGCCUACCAGUUUGAAGAAAGGGAUUGAAAUCCAGCAUCUCUACAAGGUCUAUCACACAGGAAAGAAUAAACAUGUAGCAGUCAAAGACCUGACCCUGAAUCUGUACCAAGGGCAGAUCACUGCUCUCCUGGGACACAACGGAGCCGGCAAAACCACCACGUGCUACGUGCUCACAGGUCUUAUUCCCCCUUCAAGUGGGUGUGUGUAUAUCAAUGGAUAUGAAAUUUCACACAAUAUGGCGGAGAUCCGGAAGAGCGUGGGCUGGUGCCCCCAACACGACAUCCUGUUUGAUGACCUCACCGUAGCGGAGCAUCUCUCUUUCUAUGCUCAGCUGAAGGGCCUGUCCCGCCUCAAGUGCCCCGAAGAGGUCCAGCGGAUGCUGCACGCCCUCAGCCUGGAGGACAAGCGGGACUCCCUGAGCAGGUGCCUGAGCGGGGGCCUGAGGCGCAAGCUGUCCAUCGGCAUCGCCCUCAUCGCGGGCUCCAAGGUGCUGAUGCUGGACGAGCCCACCUCGGGCAUGGACGCCGUCUCCAGGAGGGCCAUCUGGGACCUGCUGCAGCAGCACAAGAGCCAGCGCACCGUGCUGCUCACCACGCACUUCAUGGACGAGGCCGACCUGCUGGGCGACCGCGUGGCCAUCAUGGCCAAGGGGGAGCUUCAGUGCUGCGGGUCCUCGCUGUUCCUCAAGCAGAAGUACGGUGCAGGAUAUUACAUGACUUUAGUGAAGAAACCUCACUGUAGCACAGAGAAGAUUGCCCAUCUGAUUUAUCACCACAUACCCAAUGCGGUUUUGCAGUCCAGCAUUGGAGAAGAAUUAACGUUUACUCUUCCUAAAAAGAGCAUGCCCAGGUUUGCAUCUCUAUUUACCGAGUUGGAACAGAGGCAGGUGGAGCUGGGGAUCGCCAGCUUCGGGGCCUCGGUCACCACCAUGGAGGAGGUCUUCAUUCGGGUGAACAAGCUGACAGAUUCCGGCACAGAAAUCCAAACCCUCAAGAUUCCCUCCAUUCAGUCUCACCACCUGAUCGGCAGGGUUCCUGUCAACAGAAUCAAACGUAUUCACUCAAGGAUCUUCCCCAUACCUUCCGGCCUGCCAAUUCAUCACAACACUGGGUUCAGCCUCAUCCGCCAACAGUUCUAUGCCAUGCUCCUGAAAAGGGUCCUGUACUCUUGGCGCAACUGGCUGCUGAUGCUCACGGUACAGGUCCUGGUGCCCCUGCUGAUCACCACCUUCGGCCUCACCAUCUUCAACUUGGCAACGAACACAGGCAGCGUGCCGCUGGAGCUGACCCUGAGAACAUAUGGCCGAACCGUCGUUCCGUUCUAUAUUUCUCCCAAUUCCAGGCUGGGUCCUCGGCUUUCACAGCAUUUCACAGACAUGCUUGUGGCGGAGGAACAGAUCCCUCUGGAGACCCUGAGCUCGGUGGAGGACCUCCUCCUAGACAAGGCAGAGGAGGAGCCCGAGAGCUUUGAUUUCAAAUACGUCAUGGCUGCUUCCUUUGAAGACCAGGGGAACCACACGACGGUGACGGCGCUGUUCAACAACCAGGUGUACCACUCCCCUGCCGUGGCGCUGGCGCUCGUGGACAACUUCCUCUUCAAGCUGCUCUCCGGGGCCGCGGCUUCCAUCACCUCGUCCAACCACCCUCAACCUAAGUCGGCCCUGGAGGCCUCGGAGGACGUCUUGUACCACAGCCCUAAAGGACACUACCUUGUUAUCAACUUGCUUUUCGGAAUAGCUUUCCUGUCCAGCUCCUUUGCCAUCUUGACGGUCAAAGAAAGAUCCACAAAGGCCAAGCACAUCCAGUUCGUCAGUGGUGUUUAUGUGGCCACCUUCUGGCUCUCUGCUCUGCUGUGGGACCUCAUCACUUCCCUGGUCCCCAGUCUGCUGCUGCUGGUGGUGUUUCUGUACCACCAGGAAGAAGCCUUCACACACCAGGAAAACGUCCAGGCCAUCAUCCUGGUGCUAAUGCUCUACAGCUGGGCGAGCAUCCCCUUGGUGUAUCUGAGCAGCUUCUGUUUUCGCAGCGAAGGGAGCGCUUUUGUCAAGCUCCUGGUCAUGCUCACCUUCCUGAGCAUCGGCCCCUUCAUUCUCAUCUCAGUCAUGGAGGACAAAGACCAAGGCCACACCACGGUCUCGGAGUCCUUGGAUCAUGCCUUCCUAAUGCUCCCCGGCCACUGCCUGGGAAUGGCUCUCUUCAACUUACACUACAACCACGGACUCCAGAAGUUAUGCAAAACCAGGAACCUGAGCCAGUCUGAGUGUAAUAAAUUUUUAGAGAGAUACAUGGUCCAGGAGAGCAUCUACGCCUGGGAGUCCCUCGGGAUGGGGAAGUACUUGGCAGCCCUCGCCAUCUUGGGGUCUGUGUACCUCAUCCUGCUUUUCCUCAUUGAAACCAAUGUCUUGCGGGAAUUGAAAGCCAGGUUUUCUGACCUCAACGGGAAGCAAGAAUCGCAGGUAACGUUGCAGAAGGCAACGUCCGUGCCCAGAGACCAAGAUGUGCAAAAGGAGGCAAAAAUGGUCCAGACUUCUUUGAAAAAGCUGCGUGAGGAAAACCCACUUGUUUAAGAACAAGACGUGUCAAAGGUCUACGGCAGGAAGGUGCCCCUGCUGGCCGUGAAUAAGGUGUCCUUCGCCGUCCAGGCAGAGGAGUGCUUUGGCCUUCUUGGUGUCAACGGAGCUGGGAAAACGUCCAUCUUCAAAAUGCUGACCGGGGAAGAGCCCAUCACCUCUGGGGACGCCUUUAUCAAGGGCCUCAGCAUCAGCUCUCACCUCAGGAAGGUGCGGCAGUGGGUGGGCUACUGUCCCCAGUCUGACACCCUGCUCAACCACAUGACGGGCUGGGAGACGCUGGUCAUGUACGCCCGGAUCCGGGGCAUCCCCGAGCGCCACGUCAGCACCUGCGUGGAACAAAUUCUUGAGGAGUUACUCAUGUACACCUACACUGACAAACUGGUGAAGACCUACAGUGGUGGCAACAAACGAAAGCUGAGCACUGGCGUCGCCCUAAUUGGAGAGCCUUCAGUCGUGUUGCUGGACGAGCCAUCCACUGGCAUGGACCCCGUGGCCCGGCGCCUGCUCUGGGGCACAGUGGCACGAGCCCGCAAGUCUGGCAAGGCCAUUGUUCUCACCACCCACAGCAUGGAAGAAUGUGAGGCCUUGUGCACCCGGCUGGCCAUCAUGGUGCAGGGCCAGUUCAAGUGCCUGGGCAGCCCACAGCACCUCAAGAGCAAGUUUGGCAGCGGCUACUCCCUGCGGACCAAGGUCCGGAGCGAAGGGCGGCAGGAGGCCCUGGAGGAGUUCAAGGCGUUUGUGAACCUGACCUUCCCAGGCAGCGUCCUGGAGGAUGAGCACCAAGGGAUGGUCCAUUACCACCUGCCCAGGGAGGACCUCAGCUGGGCCAAGGUGUUUGACAUUCUGGAGCAAGCCAAGAGGAAAUUCAUGCUGGAUGACUAUUCUGUCAACCAAGUCUCCCUGGAGGAUAUUUUCCUGAGCUUCACCUGCCCUAUGCCCCGUACCCUAGAGGGAAAGAAACCAGAGCAAGCAAAGCCAGCUCCACCCCCCUCCCAGCCUCCCUCCCAGCCUCCUUCCCAGCCUCCCUCCCCACUUCCCUCAGAACCUGUCUUGCUGUAAUAAAGAGUGUGCAGCCUGCCAUGGGCUGCAAGGGGUACAAAGA
Molecule: messenger RNA, 6315 nt
Organism: Neofelis nebulosa (Clouded leopard)
Lineage: Eukaryota; Metazoa; Chordata; Mammalia; Carnivora; Felidae
Product: ATP-binding cassette sub-family A member 17-like
Exons: 30
Biological process (GO): transmembrane transport; lipid transport
Cellular component (GO): membrane; intracellular membrane-bounded organelle
Molecular function (GO): ATP hydrolysis activity; lipid carrier activity; ABC-type transporter activity
Source: RefSeq, a predicted model, not a curated record